CGUGGUACAGAGGGCUUCUGGAAGUCAGUGGCCUUUUACGUCCCCAGGGAGCCCACAGAGAUGCGCAUCCUCAACCCCUACUUCAUCCAGGAGGCUGCCUUCCAGUUCAUCGGCCUGCCACUCAACAACGGCCUCAUGGGGAAAGGGGUGAGUGACACUGACAGAAACCCGCUCUAGUUCGAUAGAAAUGUAUCGAACAAUUUAUGCAUUGGAAUGUUCUGAGAUGAACCCUCAGAAUGUUCGCAGAAACCAUGUAUGGUGCUAUGUAGACGUCACCUGGAUUUAAGGUGGAUAAGAUUCAGCCCGGUUUGCAGUCUGCACGCAAACGCAUAUGCAGACAUACAUUCACGCAUGCAGUACAAGAGUGCAUAGACUCUUACUCACUCACGCCCAUGUAUUUUAAGUUUAAGAAUACACACAGGCACACCCUGACAGAGGCACAAUCCCUCUUUCAAACAUUAACACUCUCUCACACAUGCUACGAAACGGUACACAACCCAUAGGCAGCCCGGGAGUUGAUGACCGACCGCACGUUCAUAACCAAAGUGUGUUUGACACACUUCAGGCCCCAAACUCAAACCUCGCUGCCAGUAGAACCCCUGUUCCUAUGACAACCACAGCAAGGCAGCAACUUGCCAUGCCAUCACAGGAAAUUAAACCGUUAAAACAACUGCAAACAUCUCUCUAGAUCAAGGGUCAGGAACCCAAGUGAAUUUUCACAAAAACCUAGCGCUCUAGUAGCUGCAAUGGAUGAACCUCAUGAUUCAGAGAGAGAGAGACAUUGGGUGCACCUGACUGCAUUUCAAACUAAACAAAACAUAAUUGUGUUGAAUAGUUCAUCAUGGAGCCACAAAGGGGUAGUUAAAAGGCCACAUAAGACUCCAGAGACACGCGUUGCAGACCCCUGCUCUUGAUGAAAGGGAAAGAUUUAUGGAGGGAAAAUGAAGCUUCAGACGUAUUACCUCAUUAACUCCUCAUAGAUGUAUUUUGUUCUCAUUUUGGUUUUGAGGGGGGCAUCAGAUGAGACUGUAGAUUCUGGACUGCCACAGGCUCUGCUGGUUUUCUUCUCUCCUUGGCACGUAACUAAUCAAUCAAACGCAUUGAUUGGCUUCAUGAGGCCACUUACCUAGUUUACCAAGACCAUGGCUGGCUGAUCAAAGGGAAUAGGUUAGAUAAAGACCAGCAGAUGCUGUCACCCCUCCAGGACUGGAACUGUGCAGCAGACUAGCUUGAGAGGCUGAUGAAGUUCUACAGAGGAGUGCAGGGGUUAGGGGGUAGGGAACAUGCUGCAACAGGCAUUAGAGGGAUGGGAAGGGGUACGAGGAGUGUGUACAGCCUUCUGCCUUGAAGGGGCGGCCACCAGGACACCCCUGGCUGAACUUUGGUGUACAGGAGGAACAUGUGUGGAACAUGUGGGAUGCCCUGGUGCCCCCUCAGACAGUGUGUGUGUGUUGGGGGGACUUGUCCCAUAUAAUACUGAUCAAGGCGGGAUACAGCCUGACACAUCCUUCCCCUAAAAUGCCCGCCUGUCUUUCCCCUGAUUAGUGUGAUGUGUUUGUAUGAUGUGUGUGUUUGCGGGCUAAGCUACACCUACCCUUAGGGCUCCAAAUCAAGGUAAUGAUUUAGAGCCCCCCCCACCACCAUCUCCUCCCCAUUAGGCCCUCCUCACUCCCCCCCACCACCACCAUCUCCUCCCCAUUAGGCCCUAGGGUUUGAGGAAGUGGAGGUCUGCCCUCUCAAACCGCUGUGUCAUUGUGCGGGUGCGCCUGUUUAAGCAAAUUGUUAAUCACGCUCAGCUCAGGACGAGUUAACAACUGGCCCAGAACAAAGCCAUGAGCACAGGGAGAGGGAUCGAAGGGAUGGUGGUGCCAUGUCUGUCACAGACUAGUGGUGGUGGUAAAGGAUAGUGGUGGUAAAGGAAGAUGGAGUUAAUAUAGACAUUUUCAAUGGUUGCUUUUACUACCUACUGCUGUUAGAGGAAAUUGUGUUGGCUACUUGACACACUCUCAUUCCCCCUUCUAAUAAUGCUUUGUUCCCAUAAUGCACCCAAACAUAAGAUACAAUAUACAGGUAAAUGCCAAAAUAAAGGAAACACCAACAUAAAGCGUCUUACGGCGUUGGCCCACCACAAGCCGCCAUAACUGCUUGAAAGUGCCUUGGCAUAGAUUCUACAAGUGUCUGGAACUCUAUUGGAGGGAUGCGACACCAUUCUUCCACGAGAAAUUCCAUAAUUUUGUGUUUUGUUGAUGGUGGUGGAAAACGCUGUCUCAGGCGCCGUUCCAGAAUUUCCCGUUUUCCCGUGUUCAAUUGGGUUGAGGUCUGGUGACUGAAAGUCGCUGCAUGGUCAAUCCCGACGUCUGCAUUGGCCGUGCAGCAUUUGGCCUCUGCAUGCCUCCGGAGGCUCCGCAAUUGCGGCACACCCUCCAUACGUGGCAAAUAGACCGCCAUUGCCCUCUGUUCUAUUGGCGAAUGUGCAAUCACUGGAUGAGCUCCAUUCGAGACUAUCCUAUCAACGGGACCUGAACAAUUUUAAUAUCCUAUGUUUCUGAAAGUCGUGGGUGAACGAGGACAUGGAUAUACACUGAGUGUACAAAACAUUAAGAACACUUUCCUAAUAUUGAGUUGCACCCCGCCCCAUGCUCCUUUGAGACCCCUAUUUCAAAGUCACUGUGAUCUCUUCUAGCCAUGGUUUGUUUAUUUGGUUCCUCUCUUCCUGGGAUCCACAAAAAAACACAAUACAACACAUGACUCGUAACAAAACACUGAUACACAAGGACAGUCACACAAAUAAUGGUAGCAAAAAUAAUGGGCAACUGGGUGUUUUUAUACAUGACCCUAAGCAUGAUGGGAUGAAAAUUGCUUAGUUAACUCAGGAACCACACCUGUGUGGAAGCACCUGUUUUCAAUAUACUUUGUAUCCCUCAUUUACUCAAGACUUUCCUUUUAUUUUGGCAGUUGCCUGUACGAUACACUAUAAAGAAGUGACAUGGCCACCUUUUGUGCUUUUCCCUCUUCAGAACAUUCCAACCCUGGGGACUGUCGCCAUAACGAUGGCCCUGCAUAACUGUGACGAGGUGGCGGUGGCCGGCUUCGGCUACGACAUGAACACGCCCCACGCGCCCUUGCACUACUACGAGACGGUCAAGAUGUCCGCCAUCAAAGAGGUGCGUGUUUUUGUUGCAUUUAAAUACACUGGAAAUCGGUCUUGGAGUGAUGUUUCCUCUCCUUGUCUACACUAAGUCACACGUGAAAGAACUGGAAAGGUGAAAAUGCAUUCUCAGUAGACAAAUCCACCAUAUUGUUUUCAGAAAAGUGCAGAUUAGAGAGACUAUAUUGGCUCCCCCUCCUAGACCUAUUAGGCUAACGAGGGUUUUGUUCCAUUUUCUGUCUUUUUGAUUAGCUCUCUCAUCCUCCUCCCGUCCAAGUAAAUGACCCCAAGAUGGAGCCUUUUAGUCCUCCACUCCCGACUGCCUCAGUGUUCUAUUAUGCCAGAUGUCACAGAGGGGAGCUGACGUAUGAACUCAGAAUGAUAAUCUUGGUCUAAACUCCCAGUGAACUCUUACCAUGUUGAGCCAUGUAAUCAAUGGAACCCUCAUCUAGUAGGUCCAUCAUCAUUGGAACACUGAAAGACACACUGUCAUGUGCUUCCACUGGUGGUAAUGUGUUAUGGUCACCUCUCAGGGAGCGAUGAGAUGCAGUGGUAUCCUUACUCUCUGUCGAACAUAAACUAGUCCCCUCCUAAAACAGGGCUACUCAGCUUAAACUCAGAAUGGAUCCAGGUGCACUUUAGUUUGUUUUUCAACUUUCUGUAGCUCGUGUGAAGGGACUGAACAGGAGUGAAUGUAGAAUACCACACUGUUCAGUAUUUCUGUACAUACCAUUCGUAUGUGUUCUGUAGAUGCAAGCAUGUUAAAGAGAGGGGGAGGUUGCUUCCGCCUCAUCCUCUCUCUGACCUAGCUCGUCAUCCCUGGACUCUCAGCUUAAAUCACAGACAGCAAGGCCUGAAGACACACACACACCCUGGUGUUACUGCUCACAUGGCUCUCCCGGCCCUGCUCCCUGUAGUAAAGCAGUGAAACCCUAGCCCUGGAUCCGUGUGGUUCUGUGUGCAAGUGUGAUCCGUCACAGAGUCGGGGCCAGGCCGACCCAGACAGACCAGUGGCUCUCAGGAGAGGCUCGGCCCCACAGCCUGGACCCAGGCAGAGCUCUGGGGUCCAGUUCAGCCCAACCCAACCCAGACCAGCCCGGUCCUCCCACUCUCAGGCCCCAGAGCCUCCCACAGGAAUCACGGGCUCUUGUUACACACGCUGCAGACCAGACUGAGGUCCCGGAGCAUAGUGGGGAAUGAAAUUGACCCAAUGUGGUUCCACUCACACACAAACACACACACACUCUCACUACAAACUCACUCUGACUCCAUCAUAUUCACCAGAAGAAAACAAUGCAGACAUAACUACAUAUGACAAGGCUCUUAAAACCCAUUGAAAGUCAAAAUGGUUUGACGCAAAGAGUUGGAGAAGGUUGUUUUCAUGCAGUGUUGUGCAGAAUAGAAAACCCAAAAUGUCCUUCAUAGGUUGUUGAGAACCGUUUCUUGUCUUUGAUCCUGACCCCCGCCCCCCCACUGAUCUUUGACAAUCUUCUUGUUUCUCAUCUUGUUCCCUUUCAUCUCCACAGUCCUGGACACACAACAUAUCCAAGGAAAAGGAGUUCCUCCGCAAGCUGGUGAAGGCCAACGUCAUCACGGACCUGACCAACGGGAUUUGA
Coregonus sp. 'balchen' is the source of this 4764-nucleotide messenger RNA. Lineage: Eukaryota; Metazoa; Chordata; Actinopteri; Salmoniformes; Salmonidae. The record is from the annotation of a GenBank genome assembly.